AGUUGCUGGACGAGCAGCCGUGACCGCUCCCUCCAUCAGCAGCCUGCUCCUCUGGCGCCGGGUUGGGGGGCAAUGCGCAUGCGCCUGUCUCCACCUUCCCUCCCCCACAAUGCACAGCCGGGCCCGCGGGAAACCAAAAUGGCGUUGGUGUAACCGGAGCUGGCGCUGAGUGUGAGUGAGGAGUAACGGCAGUGGCUGCGGUGAGAGGGGUAGCCGCCUACAGCACCGCAUGCUCUGGGGGAAAAAAGAGGGAUUUCACUGCCGUGGCCGAAUGAGUUGAUGAUGCCAUUUUCCUGAUGGACAGAGACAGUACGGGAGUAGGUAACUCAUCUCUCCACAAACAAUCUCCCUCCCAUCGUAACCUGAAGACGCCAGUGUCCUCGGUUCACUUGUCAUUACAGGAUGGAUCAAAAGGAAAAAGACCUGUGUGCAAAUUUGAGGAAGGCCAGGAUGUCCUAGCCAGGUGGUCAGAUGGCUUGUUUUAUCUUGGAACAGUCAAAAAGGUGGACAAACCGAAAGAGAGCUGCUUUGUCAUCUUUGAAGACAGUUCAAAGUCCUGGGUCUUGUGGAAAGACAUACAGACUGGAGCCUGUGGAGGUGGAGAGAUGGUUUGCACAAUAUGCCAGGAAGAGUGCUCUGAAGUACCUAAUGAAAUGGUUAUUUGUGACAAGUGUGGACAAGGCUAUCAUCAGAAAUGUCACAUGCCUAACAUAGAUUCAAGUGUGAUUGCAUCAGAUGCUAAGUGGCUGUGCCGCCAGUGUGUCUUUGCCACAACCACAAAGAGGGGUGGUGCUCUUAAGAAGGGACCAAAUGCCAAAGCUCUGCAAGUCAUGAAGCAGACAUUGCCAUACCAGUUGGAAGAUCUUCAGUGGGAUGUAGGCCAUAAAACAAAUCAUGAGCAGUGUUAUUGUUACUGUGGAGGCCCUGGGGAUUGGUACCUGAAAAUGCUGCAGUGCUGGAGAUGUAAACAGUGGUUUCAUGAAGCCUGUAUACAAUGCUUGCAGAAGCCUAUGCUUUAUGGAGACAGGUUCUAUUUAUUUAUUUGUUCUGUUUGCAAUUCUGGACCAGAAUACCUCAAACGUCUACCGUUACGAUGGGUUGACAUAGCACACUUAAGCCUUUAUAACCUAAGUGUUAUUCACAAAAAGAAGUAUUUUGAUUCUGAGCUUGAAUUGAUGACCUACAUUCAUGAAAAUUGGGACAGACUGCAAACUGGUGAGCUUGCAGACACUCUAAAACCUGACCGACGUGACUAUAUUCUUGAAGCCCUAAAUGAGAACAAGUGCAUGUUUAUGUCUGGAAAAGAAAUCAAGAAGAAGAAACAUUUGUUUGGAUUGCGAAUUCGGGUUCCUCCCAUUCCUCCAAAUGGUGCAAUGAAGACUGAGGAAAGCACUGAGGAAGUUUCUCAUGAAUUUAAAAUUAAAGGGAGGAAGUCCAGUAAAUCCACACCUUUACCUGCAGCUGCAAAAAGUCCUUUAAAUAAUGGCAUAGAAAAAAAAGGCAAGAAAAAGUCUUCAGUUGAACCUUCCGAGCAAUACACAAAAUUGAAGAAAGUCAAGAGGUUUUCUAACCCAGCAACUGUGGAAACUGAGAAAAGUAACCAAAGCCACUGUGAUUUUCAGGACCAAUCUGCAACGUUGGAUUCACUUGCCUUGGAUCUUCCUGGUCCCAAAAGGAGACUUGUUGAGCAAACAGCACAGUCUUCUAAUACCUCUGAUGUAGAAUCCACUGGUGCAGCUAGUACCACAGAAACUACCUCAACUAGCCUGUCUCGACAGUCCAGUCUUUCUGGUCCAAGAAGGAGAACUCGCACUGGUAGAUCUUGGCCACUGACUUUGCAACGUUUGAAAAAAAGACGAGGCCGCAGCUCUGCAAGAACCUUUCAGGCGCAGACAUCGGAAAGUGGGAAUGAUGUUGAUGAAAAGGAUGAUUGCCAGUAUGAUGGACUUGAUACCGAAAUCAUUGAUGAUCGGGAUAUGCACCUAAAUCACUUAAAAUCAUCAAUUACCAACUAUUUUGGUGCUGCUGGUAGACUUGCUUGUGGUGAAAAGUAUCGAAUCUUGGCUCGUCGAGUGACUCUGGAUGGCAAAGUUCAAUACCUGGUAGAAUGGGAAGGAAUAACUGCGUCUUGAUUCUUAGCAAUCAAGUUUGUUUCAUCUUGAGAACACUUGAACCUUUAAAGAUGAGCUUCAGAAAGACUAUAAGGUCAUUCUGAGCCUCUCCUAUGUAUUUCUAGUAAACUUUAUUCCUAUGCAACUGAGGUUUAAACCCUGGGAGUGGGUAAUUGAGUGUAAAUGUUAAUUAGCCAUAAUCUUCAAUAUUUUCAGGAACCAUUUGCAAUAUAUUAGUGACUUUUCCACUCAGGCUUGAUAUAAGAAUUUUGGUGCUACUGCUUACAACUGUGUACUUAAACCAUACCUGCAGGGAUUAAUUGAUCUGUAGGUCAGUCUGUACCAAAAUGAAGUAAUGUAAUUUUUUAAUAUUGUCUGUAGUACUAGUAGACGUUUUCAGAUUUUCAAGUGUAUUGAAUUCACAGGGUGAACAGAGUAUUGCCUUUUGAUGUAGCAGUACUGUACCCGGCAACUUUGCUGUAUCUUAAUGAUCACAUUGAUACCUCUGGAAUUUCAGAAAUGUUACCUAGGAUUGUUUUUAAACUGGCAAAUUUUUUUAAUAAUGCUAGUGUAAGCAAAUCCGUUAUUUCUAUUUGUUUUUAAAGGAUUUGAAAUGGGCAUGUUUAGCCAAAGAAUUAAAUAUUAAAUUCACUUGUGUUAAGCAGAAAUUAUCAAGUAUAUUCAUGACAUUUAUGUGGAAUAUUGUCUAUUUUGUCACCACAUUCUGCACCCAUUUCCCCUUCAAUUACUUUGCUGUUUUACCUGCUGUUCUUUAAAAAAAAACAACCUUCAUUUAUUUCCAGAUGUUUGAGGUGGGCACCGGCAGUUCUUCGGUACAUUAUUGAUUAGUGCCUUUUUAUUCUGUAUUGGGAUGUAUUGGCAAUUCUUUCCUGUGGUCAUCAGGGUUUCCUGAUGGUACUUCUGGUGAUAGACCCACAAUCUGUGAAAUUGGCAGUUCUAAAAUUCUAAUCCAGAGUAAAUGGAGUUUAGUUCUUUGUUAGGAUAUUGUGACUUGGGUAGUGGUGUGGUGGGUACUGUACAUGGUGUUCCCAUGAACUUGAGCAUUUCCCUUUUAAGGCCAUCUGUGGGUGUGGAACGUGCAUUUGAAGAAACGGUGAGUUGCUCCAGAUUUGGAUUAAGAAACAUGAUAUGGUCAAGGUAAAGAAAUUGAUUACUUAACCUUCAUGUAAAAAUUGACAAAGCUUGACAAAACUGACAAUAAGCUGGGUAUAGGUAGAUGGCUUCAAUGUGUAGGUUAGGAAAUGAGGUGCCAAUCAUUGGAGAUGAUGAAUUUCAUCUAGCUAUUUACACCCAAGCAAAUGAAUAUUGAUUAAUUCCCAAAUUAUAACUUGGUGGAAAGGCCUUGAGGAAUCGGGUGGCAAGCCACUUAACACAUAGGUUAACCUCUACCUCCACCAGAAGCCGUGGAGUUUUGGCCCAUUUAUUUAAGGGGAAAGUUGCUCCAGGGUUUUGAUAACUCAUUGUGAUUAUCCAAAGCUUAAUUUGUUUAUUAAUGUUGAUGACUCAUUCUGUCACUUGGCAGUUGAUCUGGAGCAAUCUGAUAGGCUACUAAUUGAUCAGGUUGAACUAUGCACACUAUUGGGUGGGUGCCAGUUGUUAUAGUUAGACUGGAAACUAUACAUUACGUACUGCUGGAACAGCAACAGUUUGGACAGAGACGAAAGGAUGCAAAGUAGUUAUCUGUCUUUAGCUGGGUUGAAUUUAAUAAAUUAUAAAUGCAUGCAACACGAAAUAAAGCAAAGUCAAGAAUCUUACAAAAAAAAUUACAGAUAAUGAUCUGAAAUGCUAGUAAUACUGUAGAGAUCCAUCUGUUAAUAUUUCAGGUUAAGGCUGACUAAAGCCAGCCCUGUUAGAUUGUAGUGCCUAAUUGCCAGAGCUUUCAAACACUUCAGCAAAUUAUUUACAAGUGUUUCUUUUCCAAAUGUUUCUAAAGGAAGUUGCACCAGUAAACUGUUGACAAGGAAUGAACAACAGCAAGUUGCAUUGAGAGUGCAUAUGCAUGAUGUAUUAAAAUUGUCAGUUUCCUGUGGCAUUGUAUAAGACUGGACGAUGACCACAUUUAGUUGUGAAGUAGGAUUAGAUGAUUGGAUUAGAACAUGUAGAUAAUUCGAUCUCAAUGCAAUAUACCACGGUCCUUUUCUACACUGUUGUUUAAAACAAAAUAAUUUGGUAAGCAGCUAAUAGACCUUAAUAAUCCAUUAUCUGACCUUUCAGAAAUCCUGAUGGUUCUGCAUCAGGCUUACCAGGUAACGUUUCCUAUGCUAAGACUCGGUGGGGACCGCACUUCCCUAAAACUUAGUUCAAUGGAGAAUCUUAUUUUUUGUGAUAUCAUAAUCUAAGGUGUUGUGUUAGUAACAUCCAGUUGUCCAAAAAAAUUCACCAGUCUGAUAGCACCACAGCUCUUGAGUGUUUCCAGAUUAUCAGUUUUACUGAUUUUUUGUUCAGAAGGGGGACCUAAAGUUUCAUUAAUUUUAGGUAAUUGCAUCACAAUGUAUUUACAUUGCAGUAAUGGAAAAGUGAUAAAUGUUGUAUGGAAGAAAGAGUUCAAUUUAAAUUGUUUUUCAUAAUGUCAGUGUCUUAAAAUACUGAGAAAAUCUUUUUAAGGAUUGUAAAGUCACGUCAUAGUGAGGCUGGAUCCAGUGAAGAUAACUAAUGUUUCUUGGCAAGCAAUAUAAUAAGAGGUGCCAUUGAGUUUCUAAUUACAUUUUGGAGCUAACAAAUACUGUAUGUAAGGAAAAUUGAAGUGUACAAAAUAAAACUUAUGAAAACCCAGUUCUGGAAGUACUUAAAACAGCAGAAUUUGCAAAACCUGGCAGCAAGGUUAAAUUGGAUUUGGAUGUUGAAGCUUUUGUGUUAUUUGGUUGGCUAUCAUGGAACUUCUGGAAAUUUGGGCCAAUUCUUGAAUUUAUCCACAAAGCCAUCUGUCAAAAUCAU
Molecule: messenger RNA, 5066 nt
Organism: Pristis pectinata (smalltooth sawfish)
Lineage: Eukaryota; Metazoa; Chordata; Chondrichthyes; Rhinopristiformes; Pristidae
Gene: mtf2
Product: metal response element binding transcription factor 2
Exons: 15
Coding region: 297-2132 (611 amino acids)
Biological process (GO): chromatin organization; regulation of DNA-templated transcription
Cellular component (GO): nucleus
Molecular function (GO): chromatin binding; DNA binding
Source: RefSeq, a predicted model, not a curated record